Parascedosporium putredinis is the source of this 1413-nucleotide messenger RNA. The record is from the annotation of a GenBank genome assembly. Lineage: Eukaryota; Fungi; Ascomycota; Sordariomycetes; Microascales; Microascaceae.
AUGCAGCUGAGGCUGGUCCAGUCGGAACACGCCGCGCGAACCGUGCAGGAUAUGCCGAGCAUGAUGAUUUCGAAGGUCUUCCUGUGCGACAAUGGCGAGAAGAAUGGCCAGGAAUUAUUGCGUGCUGCCCGGUCGGGACGUCUCUACAAGCGACCGCCCCCUGCUGAGGAGGAGGAGCCCGAAGGCGAUGGGCCAUCUACGGAAAAGCUGGACAAAAAGGAAGACGAUGAUGCGAGUACCAAGGGGUUCACAGUUAGGACUUGGAAGCCGAUCGCCCGCAAUGCCGAGGGCCCCGACCCUAUUAAGCAAGAGAGAGAUGGCGAAGGAAACCGGGAUAGCAAGACCGACUCGGCAGCACCCUCGGAGGAUGAGGAUGAUGGCGAUGACGGAGAUGAGGGUGAUGAGGGAGAGGAAGGCGAAGGCAACGAGGAUGGCAAGGAUUCGACUGAUCAACAGGACCAGGAUCAAGAUAUGACAGAUAUCCCCGCAGAGACGGCAGGGUUGGUGCCCCCUGCCCCAGCGGAUACAGCACAGAUUGAUACAGUCAUGACUGAGGAUGUGCCGCCCAUCGCUGAACCGGCUGGGGCUACCCCGCCUGUGAAGGAAGAGGUUAGCGAGCCAACGCCUAAGUCCGUCGCCGAGGAUGCCGCGCCCUCUCUAACCAAUGAUCAGCAACCGAACGAGAAUGCAGACACCGUGAUGGGCGAUGCGGACGUGUCUACGAAUGUCCCCGAGCCUCCUGUGGAUACUACUGCCAUAGUGGAAGAGACGGAAGAAUCGGCUGCGACGAAGGAACCCUCACCUACUGCCCAGCUUCAAACAACGCCGCCGCCCCCUGCCGUUGAAUCCAACGCUGUGAGCGAGGAUGCGUCCGACCGCGCGCCAGCGGACCCCGAACCCGCCGCCAAUGCUGAAGCUGCCGAAGCGCCUUCCGUAGAAGAGGCGUCUACUGAGCAAAGGAAGGCAACCCCAGAAGCCAAGGAACCGACACCCGAACCUCAGCCUGCUGUCGACGCCGAUGAUGGACCCGACUUGCUCGAUAGCCUAGUGGAGAAUUUGGACAAGCGCGCUGAAGCGAUUAGAACGCAGUCUAGUGAACUUCCGCCCGUCCAGGAACCGCCUGAAGAGCCACCCGCCGAGACUACCCUCCCGAAAGAGCCGACCCCACCUGCGGCAGAAGAGGCACAGGUGGACGACCCCGUCGUUGCCAAGAAGCCGGAGGAAGAAGUGGUGGAUGCUCAACCAGAAGAGAAGCCUGCCCAGGAGGACGCAUCCAAGGAAGAGGAGGAGAACAAGCCCGCCGUUGUUGACGCCCAGGCGGUAGCGGACGACGCCAAGGUGGAGGAACCUAAGCUAGAGUCAGAGGAGCCAAAGAAGGAGGAAGUCGAUGAUGCGUCCGCGCCUCUCUCCUAG